AUGGCGGCCCUCGCUCAACCUUCCACUGGGAAGACACCUCCUCAAGCACCCGCCAGGCGCAAGUCGCCGCAGGCCUCGUCUGCCGCCAAUGUCUCCGAGUCCAAGGCGCCCACCAGCCGCAUCUACCGCAAGGGAGAGCGCAUCGAUGGCUGGGAGGUCGGUACUGACCCCAAAGUCAGUACCUCAAAUGAGUUCGAAUUCGGUGGCAACCUUGGCACGUCGUCCCUGAUGAUAGGGUUUCCCCUGCUUAUGUGGUACAUGUGGAUUGGCGCCACUUACUAUGCUGGAAAGCUGCCUCUGCCCGAGGAGGGCCAAAGCUGGGGCGAGUUUGGCAGACAUUUGGUCGAGCUCGUCUACACCGGCGCUUACCCUUCCCUCCGCGCUUGGCGUAUCUACUGGACUUUCUUCUUCUUCGAGGCUAUCUGCUACUGUGUCCUGCCGGGCGUUUGGGCCUGGGGGAAGCCUCUACCUCACGCGAACGGAAAGCAGCUGAAGUACUUGUGCAACUGCUACGUCAGCUUCCACUUUACAAUUGUCGUCCUGGCCGCCCUCCACUUCAGUGGUCUCUUCCCGCUCUACACCUUUAUCGAUGAGUUUGGCCCUCUGAUGUCUGUGGCCAUCCUUAGCGGCUUCCUCGUGGCCUUUGUCGCAUACUUCUCUGCUCUCUGGAGAGGCGCCCAGCAUCGUAUGACUGGGUUUACUAUCUACGAUUUCUUCCUUGGCGCCGAGCUGAACCCUCGCAUGUUUGGUAUCCUGGACUUUAAGAUGUUCUUUAUGGUCCGAAUCCCAUGGUUUAUUCUCUUCGGUCUGAGCUGCGCCACCGCAGCGCGUCAGUACGAGAGGUACCGAUAUAUCUCAGCCGAGGCGCUUUUCUUAGUCGUAGCGCACUAUCUCUACGCAAACGCGUGUGCUAAGGGCGAGCAGCUCAUCAUCUCAAGUUGGGAUAUCUAUUAUGAGAAAUGGGGCUUUAUGCUCAUCUUCUGGAAUCUUGCUGGUGUCCCUAUGUCGUACUGUCACUGUGCUCUCUUCCUAGCUAACCACCACCCAUCCGAGUACAAGUGGAACCCCGUUGCGCUUGCGGCCUUCUAUGUCCUGUAUUUCUUCGUAUACUGGAUCUGGGAUACGACAAAUAGCCAGAAGAACGGCUUCCGCGCCCAGGAGCGCAACCAGCUUGUCAAUCGCAAGACCUUCCCCCAGCUGCCGUGGCAGACAGUCAAGAACCCCAAGACCAUCACCUCUUCCAAGGGGGACGUAAUUAUGGUUGACGGCUGGCUCGGCUACGCCCGCUUCAAAAGCCCCUUCCCUUGGUUCUACUCCGUCUUCUUUACUAUCAUGGCCAUCCACCGCGCCAUCCGCGACGCCCGCCGCUGCCGUGAGAAGUACGGCGAGGCUUGGGCCCAAUACGAGCUCGAGGUUCCCUACCUUUUCAUCCCUUACGUCAUAUAG
Messenger RNA from Penicillium cosmopolitanum, 1446 nucleotides. RefSeq lists its product as uncharacterized. Gene Ontology annotation, biological process: ergosterol biosynthetic process. Gene Ontology annotation, cellular component: endoplasmic reticulum membrane. Gene Ontology annotation, molecular function: Delta24(24-1) sterol reductase activity. The transcript is spliced from 5 exons. The record is from RefSeq and is a predicted model, not a curated record. NCBI's taxonomy places the organism in Eukaryota, Fungi, Ascomycota, Eurotiomycetes, Eurotiales, Aspergillaceae. Bases 1 to 1446 code for a protein of 481 amino acids.